AUGACCCUUUCAUCAUUUCUCCGCAUUGCCCCCCGCUUAGCCCCGACCGCGUCCCGCAGAACAACGCGGGCGGCGUCGUCGUUGGCCACGAGCAAUGCCCUGGACUCGAUUCUGAUUGCCAACCGAGGCGAGAUUGCUUUACGCGUUGGAAGAACUGCAGCAGAGCAUGGGAUCCGCGUAACGACGCUAUAUACUGACCCGGAUAGCCGGGCCCAACAUGCGCUGAGCUCACCGUUUGCCUUUAAUCUCGGCUCGGUCUCGGCGUAUUUGGAUGGGGAUCGCAUCAUUGAGAUUGCACAGAAAGAGGGCUGUCGCGGGAUACACCCUGGAUACGGGUUUUUGAGCGAAAACUCCGCCUUUGCGAGAAAAUGCACCGAGGCGGGAUUGGUGUUUAUCGGGCCGCCGUGGAAGGCAAUCGAAGAAAUGGGCGACAAGAGCCGGUCCAAAGAGAUUAUGACUGCUGCCGGUGUGCCCUGUGUCCCCGGCUACCAUGGACAAAACCAAGAUGCCGCGUUCCUCGAGGCCGAGGCUGAUGCAAUUACUUACCCCGUGCUUAUUAAAGCCAUCAAAGGCGGCGGUGGAAAGGGUAUGCGAAUCGCCAGCUCCAAAGCCGAGUUUCAAGCUCAGCUCGAGUCUGCCAAGUCCGAGGCCAGAAACUCCUUCGGAGACGACCAUGUGCUGGUGGAGAAGUAUAUCACGACCCCGCGGCACAUCGAGGUGCAGGUCUUUGCAGACAAGCAUGGGAACUCUGUGGCGCUGGGAGAGCGAGACUGCAGCAUUCAACGCAGACAUCAGAAGAUUCUCGAGGAGUCGCCGGCACCCCAUUUGCCCGACGCAACGAGGAAGGACCUCUGGGCGAAAGCCCGAUCAGCCGCGGUGGCAGUGGGAUAUGAAGGUGCCGGUACUGUCGAGUUCAUCUUUGACAAUGACACGGGCAACUUUUACUUCAUGGAGAUGAACACCCGGUUGCAGGUUGAGCACCCGGUAACCGAGAUGGUCACGGGUCAGGACCUGGUCCACUGGCAGAUUCUGGUAGCAGAGGGUGCCAAGUUGCCACUGACACAGGAAGAAGUGGAGGAAAAAAUCGCGCAGAGUGGCCAUGGUAUCGAGGCCCGGAUCUACGCCGAGAACCCCGAUCAAGGAUUCAUUCCAGACUCGGGCCGACUGCUCCAUGUCCGCACGCCGACCACUUCGGAUGAUAUCCGGAUUGACGCGGGGUUUGUGGAGGGGGACGAUGUGUCUGCGCACUACGACCCCAUGAUCUCUAAGUUGAUCGUCCGGGGCGCCACCCGCCAAGAGGCUUUUCGGAAACUGGCUGCAGCACUGGAGCAGUAUGAGGUGGCGGGGCCCGUGACCAACAUCGAGUUCCUCAAGACGAUCUGCCGGAGCCCGGAUUUUAUCGCGGGCGAGGUCGAGACAGGUUACAUUGAAAAACACCGGGAGGAGCUAUUCAUCUCGAAACCAAUCGAAGACGAAGUGCUCGCCCAGGUCGCGCUGGCAUGUCUGCACAGUGACUGCAGGUCGGGGCAGUCUUCUGGAGUUGCAGGAUCGGCUGUUGGGUUUAUUCCCAGCUCACAGAUUCGACAGCUGUCAUUUACCGCGCCCACGAGCGCCGGAGCUAGCAGUGGACCUAACUUCAAUGUGCGAGUACAGCAGACCGCAGACCACACGUUUCAGGUUGAAGUGGGUGGGCGAGUUUUCGAGCCGGUGGUGAGCCGCAUGGACCCGGCAUCGCACGUCGUUACCUCGUUCUUCCCACACACGCGGCUAGAUACUACCGUGGUCCGCGAUGAGGACACUAUUAUCGCUUUCCAGCGCGGUAUGCAGUACCGGUUGAGUGUGCCCCCGGCGCAGUGGAUGGAGAAGGCGUUGGGAAAGAAAGAUGUGACGAAUAGCGUGCUGGCACCGAUGCCUUGCAAGGUGCUGCGGGUGGAAGUACAGGCCGGCGACGAGGUGGACAAGGACCAGCCGCUGGUGGUGAUCGAAAGUAUGAAAAUGGAGACGGUCAUUCGCAGCCCGCAACGAGGCACCGUUGCCCGGGUGGUUCAUAAAACAGGAGACCAAUGUAAAAGUGGGACACCACUGGUCGAAUUCGCCGAGUCAGAAUAG
Penicillium alfredii is the source of this 2109-nucleotide messenger RNA. RefSeq names its product acetyl/propionyl/methylcrotonyl-CoA carboxylase subunit alpha. Gene Ontology annotation, molecular function: metal ion binding; ATP binding; methylcrotonoyl-CoA carboxylase activity. Lineage: Eukaryota; Fungi; Ascomycota; Eurotiomycetes; Eurotiales; Aspergillaceae. The transcript is spliced from 4 exons. The coding region runs from base 1 to 2109 and encodes 702 amino acids. Gene Ontology annotation, cellular component: mitochondrion. The record is from RefSeq and is a predicted model, not a curated record.